AUGACCCUUUCGUUUGUGUACAGUGCUCUUCCUCUCUUCGCUUGGGGUGUGAGGAAAGCUGUAAUUCGAAAGAUACCAGCGUACAGCUUGCCCGAUUUCGACACGUCUAGUAGAGACGCUAGUAAACUCAUCACGCUCUUUGGCUUGCGUCGAGGGUGCAUCAAAAACUCAGAGAGUCAACAACCCACGCCUUCGCUCAACGACUAUUACCUCCCUACCGACUUGCCCUCGCCGAACCAGACCUCGUCAAACCAGACCCAGCAGGAAUGGCAAGACAGCGACACAGUGCACGAAAUCGCCGAACUUAUCCUGCUAGCCGUUUCAGCCCACGGCAGCCCCCGAGUCUCCAUCUACAAAUCGAUCCGUGGAAUAAACAAACCUCUAGCACUUCAAGACGACACCAAGCUCCCUGACCUAGCGUUAGCAGUACUCCAAGCGAUCCGCAAGGGGCUCAACGGCAUGCGCGAAGAAGACCUAGGGGCAGGCGUCCGAACCAUGCUCGCUGCAGCGCGAGACAAAGGGCAGAUCGACAUCGACGAGGAGCACCGGGAGUGGAGGACGGUCGAAGCGCUUGCGGUGAUCAUGGCCUCCUUUCCGGACUAUAUCGAAGCUUUAGGGUUCGAGAAACUGGGCGCGAAAGAGGGUAAGCCGAGGGCCACCAGCAAGUGCAACCUCUGGCGACGGAUUGCUAAUUUAUCAAGGCUCUUGGGCUUGUAAGUGGUGUCUGGAGCACAAGAAUUUGAUUAAGCCACGGCCAGGAGAUGGACCGGAGAUACAGCUUUGGCAUGUUUUGUAUGGGGUCCUUUCUGAGAUGGGCAUGAAAUGGGGUGAGGAAGACUCAGGCUCAGAUGAAUACGAUUGAGGCCGGCCGGUGGACAGGAUAUUAUGUUUCGAGGACAACGGAAUGGAUAGCUUAUUGGAUAAGAAUCGAUCCAUCCAUCGUAGCUUUUGAACCCUCUCUUCACAGACAGCGCCUCAGGU
Trematosphaeria pertusa is the source of this 981-nucleotide messenger RNA. RefSeq lists its product as uncharacterized. The transcript has 3 exons. NCBI's taxonomy places the organism in Eukaryota, Fungi, Ascomycota, Dothideomycetes, Pleosporales, Trematosphaeriaceae. The record is from RefSeq and is a predicted model, not a curated record. The coding region runs from base 1 to 717 and encodes 238 amino acids.